Messenger RNA from Sporothrix brasiliensis 5110, 2787 nucleotides. Its product is annotated as chitin synthase. Gene Ontology annotation, cellular component: cell septum; cell periphery. NCBI's taxonomy places the organism in Eukaryota, Fungi, Ascomycota, Sordariomycetes, Ophiostomatales, Ophiostomataceae. The transcript is spliced from 3 exons. Gene Ontology annotation, molecular function: chitin synthase activity. The record is from RefSeq and is a predicted model, not a curated record. The coding region runs from base 1 to 2787 and encodes 928 amino acids.
AUGGCGUACCGUGGCCGCGAAGGAGGCGACUACGAGGGUAACGAGGGCCAUCAUCUGCAGGAGCUGCCUGCAGCCGGCCAGUACCACAUCCCUCCCGCCGACGACAAUGAAGAGCUUCAGCACUCUCUUCUGAACCAGGGCUCCUCGCACUACGACCAUGACCGCUUGGGUACCGGCGUGUCCAACGUCCGCCCCGAAUCCACAUACAGCCUGUCAGAGUCCUAUGCCCCAGGCGCAGCUACAAAUGUCCGUACCGGGCCUGGAUUCCCGGCCGCCCCGUCACCUUUUCAGAAUGACACCGGCAUGUCCACCGGAGGUGCCUACCUUGGUGACCCGUAUGGUGGCUUUGGCGGUGCGGGCCCCGGUCGGCCGCAGUCAACCGUCUCGAUGGGCGGGGACAUGGACGAGAGCUUCUACCGCCGCCAGCAGCAGGCAUCAGGUGGUGGCCUGAAGCGCUACCCGACACGCAAGGUCAAGCUGGUGCAGGGCUCCGUUCUGAGCACCGAGUACCCCGUCCCCAGUGCUAUUCGCAACUCGGUGCAGCAGCGCUACCUCGAGACGGAGGCCAACCACAACGAGUUUGUCAACAUGCGUUACACGGCUGCCACCUGCGACCCGAACGACUUCACCCUGAAGAAUGGUUACGAUCUGCGCCCGCGCAUGUACAACCGUCACACCGAGCUGCUCAUCGCCAUCACGUACUACAACGAAGACAAGGUGCUCCUGUCCCGUACCCUGCACGGUGUCAUGCAGAACAUCCGCGACAUUGUGAACCUGAAGAAAUCCACUUUCUGGAACAAGGGCGGGCCUGCUUGGCAGAAGAUUGUCGUCUGUCUCGUUUUUGACGGUCUUGAGAAGGCCGACAAGAACGUGCUGGACGUCCUUGCCACCAUUGGUGUGUACCAGGACGGUGUCAUCAAGAAGGACGUUGACGGCCAGCCCACGGUCGCUCACGUUUUCGAGUAUACGACGCAGCUGUCUGUCACGCCCGGCCAGCAGCUUAUCCGCCCUGUCAAUGACAGCCCGACGACUCUGCCGCCCGUCCAGUUCAUCUUCUGCUUGAAGCAGCAGAACAGCAAGAAGAUCAACUCGCAUCGUUGGCUCUUCAACGCCUUUGGCCGCAUCCUGAACCCCGAGGUCUGCAUUCUGCUCGAUGCCGGUACCAAGCCCAGCCCCAAGUCUCUGCUUGCGCUCUGGGAAGGUUUCUACAACGACAAGGACCUCGGUGGUGCUUGCGGUGAAAUCCACGCCAUGCUGGGCAAGGGCGGCCGCAAGCUGCUCAACCCGCUUGUUGCGGUCCAGAACUUCGAGUACAAGAUCUCCAACAUUCUCGACAAGCCGCUCGAGAGCGCCUUCGGUUACGUUAGUGUGUUGCCUGGUGCUUUCUCGGCCUACCGCUUCCGUGCCAUCAUGGGCCGUCCUCUGGACCAGUACUUCCACGGUGACCACACGCUGUCCGCCAUUCUCGGCAAGAAGGGUAUCGAGGGCAUGAACAUUUUCAAGAAGAACAUGUUCUUGGCCGAGGAUCGUAUUCUCUGUUUCGAGCUGGUCGCCAAGGCAGGCCAGAAGUGGCAUCUCUCCUACAUCAAGGCCGCGAAGGGCGAGACGGAUGUGCCCGAAGGUGCCGCCGAGUUCAUCGGUCAGCGUCGUCGUUGGUUGAACGGUUCGUUUGCCGCCAGUUUGUACUCGCUGAUGCAUUUCGGUCGCAUGUACAAGAGCGGCCACAACAUCAUCCGCAUGAUCUUCCUGCAUCUGCAGCUGCUUUACAAUGUCGCCAACGUCAUAUUUACCUGGUUCUCCCUCGCAUCCUACUGGCUUACGACGUCCGUUAUCAUGGACCUCGUCGGCACGCCUGUCGUCGCUUCGGCCAAGUCAUCUGAGCACCACGGUUGGCCUUUUGGUGACACGGCCACGCCCCUUAUUAACUCGAUCCUCAAGUACAUCUACCUGGCCUUUGUCAUUUUGCAGUUCAUUCUAGCGCUGGGUAACCGGCCAAAGGGCUCCAAGUAUACCUACGUUACGUCGUAUCUUGUCUUCGGCUUUAUCCAAGCCUACGUUCUGGUCCUGUCCGCUUUCCUCGUCGUCGAAGCCUUCAAGACGCCCGUCUCGGAACAGAUCAAGACGGAUAACGUCAACGAUUUCUUGGGCAGUGUCUUUGGUGCCAACGCCGGUGCGGCCGGUGUGAUUAUCCUUUCUCUGUUCGCGAUAUAUGGUCUCUACUUCAUCUCCUCGUUCCUUUACCUCGACCCCUGGCACAUGUUCCACUCGUUCCCUUUCUACCUGAUUCUCAUGUCGACCUACAUCAACAUUCUGAUGGUCUACGCUUUCAACAACUGGCAUGAUGUUUCUUGGGGUACCAAGGGUUCGGACAAGCAGGAGGCUCUGCCUUCGGCGCAAGUCACCAAAGGCGAGAAGGAUGAGGUGGUUGUCGAGGAGAUUGUCAAGCCCCAGGAAGAUAUCGACAAGCAGUUCGAGGCCACAGUCAAGCGUGCUCUGGAGCCGUUCCACGAGGACGAGAAGCCUGAACCCAAGGAUAUCCAAGACUCGUACAAGUCUUUCCGUACGAUGCUGGUCGUCCUGUGGCUGUUCUCCAACUGCCUGCUGGCUGUUAUCAUCACGAGCGACAACUUCAACGGCAUUGGCAUCGGUCAAACGACCACCACCCGUACCGCCUACUUCUUCAAGUUUAUCCUGUUCGCGACCUGUUUCCUUUCCAUCUUCCGUUUCCUUGGGUUCCUUUGGUUCCUCGGCAAGACGGGUCUCAUGUGCUGCAUUUCCCGUCGGUAA